Acanthosepion pharaonis is the source of this 858-nucleotide messenger RNA. NCBI's taxonomy places the organism in Eukaryota, Metazoa, Mollusca, Cephalopoda, Sepiida, Sepiidae. The record is from the annotation of a GenBank genome assembly.
AUGGGGCUAAGACCUACGCAGCAAGACUGGCCAGCUCAGAUAGGGCUAAGAAGACAAGACUGGCCAGCUCAGAUAGGGCUAAGACUGGCAAGCUGGCCAAAUGGGGCUAAGACCCACGCAGCAAGACUGGCCAGCUCAGACAGGGCUAAGACCUACGGAGCAAGACUGGCCAGCUCAAAUAGGGCUAAGACCUACGCAGCAAGACUGGCCAGCUCAAAUAGGGCCAAGACUCACGCAGCAAGACUGGCCAGCUCAAAUAGGGGCAAGACCUACGCAACAAGACUGGCCAGCUCAGAUAGGGCUAAGACCUACGCAGCAAGACUGGCCAGCUCAAAUAGGGCUAAGACCUACGCAGCAAGACUGGCAAGCUCAGAUAGGGCUAAGACCUACGCAGCAAGACUGGCCAGCUCAGAUAGGGCUAAGACUCACGCAGCAAGACUGGCCAGCUCAGAUAGGGCUAAGACCUACGCAGCAAGACUGGCCAUCUCAGAUAGGGCUAAGACCUACGCAGCAAGACUGGCAAGCCCAGAUAGGGCUAAGACCCACGCAGCAAGACUGGCCAGCUCAGAUAGGGCUAAGACCCACGCAGCAAGACUGGCCAGCUCAGAUAGGGCUAAGACCUACGCAGCAAGACUGGCCAGCUCAAAUAGGGCUAAGACCUACGCAGCAAGACUGGCCAGCUCAAAUAGGGCUAAGACCUACGCAGCAAGACUGGCAAGCUCAGAUAGGGCUAAGACCUACGCAGCAAGACUGGCCAGCUCAGAUAGGGCUAAGACCUACGCAGCAAGACUGGCCAGCUCAAAUAGGGCCAAGACCUACGCAGCAAGACUGGCCAGCUCAGAUAGGGCUAAGACCUAG